CUGACACUUCACUUCAGUAGCGAUACCUAUGCAUGUACUGUAUGUACCUAAAUAAAUUGGCAAUUAAAUCGUAAACAACUGCGGGAGAAGGAAACGCGUAAAACGUGUAAACAAUAAAAAUGCAAAGUGUUUUCAAUACUGUGAAGGGUACAGCCCUCUCGGUUGCAGAAUAUUUGACUCCGGUUCUUAAGGAAUCAAAGUUCCGUGAAACUGGCGUCCUUACCCCAGAAGAAUUUGUUGCUGCCGGUGAUCAUUUAGUUCAUCAUUGUCCUACUUGGCAGUGGGCAGCCGGAGACGAAUCGAAAAGCAAACCGUACAUGCCUAAAGAUAAGCAGUUUUUGAUAACGAGAAAUGUGGCGUGCCACCGACGGUGCAAGCAAAUGGAGUAUGUCGGUGAAGAAACAAUUGUUGAAGGUGGUGCCGACGACGACGAAGGUUGGGUGGAAACACAUCAUUUGGACGGUGGCGGAUCGACAGAACUGGACGAUAAAGUGUGCGAGAUGACCUUAGACAGCAGCAAAGCUGAUGAUAUUAGCAGCGGCAGUCACAAUGUUAUGGAUAGCAACAACGAUGAUGAUGAUGAUGACGAUGAUGACGGAGAGGCAGCUGAUAUGGAAGAAUUUGAAGAAAGUGGAAUGUUGGAGAUGGUAGAUCCGGCCACGGCAAUAAUAACACGUCAAGUUAGCAUACCGGAUAAGAAACAGACUAGUGAAUCCGAUGUAGAUUCGGUGGUCCAUACCCGAACCUAUGAUUUGCACAUAACAUACGACAAAUAUUACCAGACACCGCGAUUGUGGUUUGUGGGCUAUGACGAGUCUCGAAAACCGUUAAACGUCGAAGAAAUGUAUGAGGAUGUUAGUCAAGAUCACGCCAAAAAAACGGUUACAAUGGAAUCUCAGCCGCAUUUGCCCUCUGAUUUUAAUAUGGCAUCGGUUCAUCCUUGCAAGCACGCUGAUAUUAUGAAGAAGAUCAUCCAAACAGUGGAGGAUGGUGGUGGGGAACUAGGCGUUCAUAUGUAUCUGAUAAUCUUUUUGAAAUUUGUCCAAACCGUCAUUCCGACGAUAGAGUACGAUUUUACACAAAAUUUUACAAUGUAAUUCGGUCCGGCGUCUCGAUGUAUCCUUCAGUGCCGCGAUACUCAAUGUUUCAGAAAAAUCUAAUUGGCUUUUUGUGGACAAGUUUUCGAAUAAUUUCCUCUUUUUUUUCGUGCAAAUCUUUAACAAUUCGUCAAUGCUUUUGGACAUUAGAGUCCGGUUAUUUGGAAAUAAAAUUAAGAAAACAAAAAA
This is a messenger RNA of Bradysia coprophila, 1286 nucleotides long. It is a transcript of the gene Atg3, whose product is annotated as Autophagy-related protein 3. NCBI's taxonomy places the organism in Eukaryota, Metazoa, Arthropoda, Insecta, Diptera, Sciaridae. Gene Ontology annotation, cellular component: phagophore assembly site; cytosol. Gene Ontology annotation, molecular function: Atg8-family ligase activity. The record is from RefSeq and is a predicted model, not a curated record. Gene Ontology annotation, biological process: glycophagy; autophagosome assembly; autophagy of mitochondrion.